AUGGGUGAGCUAGAAACGGGUAGAGGCCCGAAUCAAGAACUUGGCCUUAUUAAAGCCGGUGAUACUCGUUGGGGAUCUCACUACAAGUCGUUUGGAAACUUUAUUAGUAACUUUGCCUCUAUUGUUGAUGUACUUGAUGCUCUUGUUGUAAAUGCAAGUACUCCGGAUGAAAGAGCUAGUGCAUCGGGAUUUCUUAGAAGUUGUCAAACAUUUGAGACUGUUUUCUUGUUGCAUUUGAUGACUGAUGUUUUAGGAAUCACAUAUGAUCUUAAUGUGUCAUUACAAAAAAAGGAACAAGAUAUUGCAAAUGCCAUGAUUCUUGUUAAGGUUUGCAAGAGAAGGUUGCAAGCUUUAAGAGAUAAUGAAUGGGAUCCUCUCUUAGAAAAGCAUUCUGGAUGGGAUUCACUUAAAGAAAAGGUAGAAACUUUUUGUAUCAAGCAUAAAAUUUCAUUGCCUAAUUAUGAUGAUCCAUAUGCUAACUCUGGAAGAUCACGACGUAAAGUAGUUGAUUACACUACUUUGCAUCAUUACCGUGUGGAUUUGUUUUAUAAAAUUAUUGAUUGGCAGCUACAAGAACUCAAUGAGCGUUUCAAUUAG
Molecule: messenger RNA, 597 nt
Organism: Lycium barbarum (goji berry)
Lineage: Eukaryota; Viridiplantae; Streptophyta; Magnoliopsida; Solanales; Solanaceae
Exons: 1
Coding region: 1-597 (198 amino acids)
Source: RefSeq, a predicted model, not a curated record